CAAAUUUAUGUAAUUUAAAAUUGAAAGUAAAACAACAACAAAAAAACACACAAAAAAAACAAAAAUGAUGUGGAAAUACAUCGUUUCAAUCAUUUUUUAUUUUAUAAUCAAUAAAUCGAAUACAUCAAUAAAUCAAUUAAACGAUAUCAUUCUAAACAAGAAAUUACCAAUCAAUAAUACAUGUAAUUCAUUCAUUGCAAAAUGUUAUUGUGAUGAAUUAUGCAUUAAAAAAUCUGAUUGUUGUAUAGAUUAUCCAUUAUAUAAUGAUAGUUUAAAUGAUAAUAAUGAUAAUAAUAUUAUAACAACAACAUGUAUUAAAAAAUUUCAUUAUGUCAUUGAUAAUCCAAAUAUUCUAGAAGAAUAUGAAGAUUUUACUGAAGAAAUUUAUGCAAUUUCAAAUUGUCCAUUCAAUACUUCAAAAGCAUUAGCAUCAAAAUGUAGUCAAGCAAAAUAUAUUAAAAUAGAAUUUAAUGAUUUAUCUAAUAUAGAUAAAAAUAAUUGGGAUCUAAUAACAAAUCAAUAUAUUUCAGGUAUUAUAUCAAAUAAUAUCUUAUUUCAUUUUAAACUAUCUGAUAUACGUGCUAUUGCACCAGUUAUAUCAUUGAAAACAAAUCGUAUCUAUGCAAAUAUUGAUUGUGCUCAAUGUCAUGGUGAAUUUAAAUCAAUACCAGGAAUAAAUUUUAAUGAUUAUUUAAAAAAAUAUUUAAAAUUUUAUACAGUGAAAAUUCGUUGUCAUUUAAUCAAUAAUCAAUAUCGAAUUUGUUUAUUAGAUACAUUAUUACCACCUAGUUAUUCACGUUCAUGUUCAUCAUUAUUACGUACUAAUAUAACACCAUUAUCAAUAAUCAAUAAACGUAUUAAAUGGCAUGAAUUUGUUGCAUUACCAUCAAAAUAUUUAGGUUUUAAUAUUAAUCUAACUAAUAAUAAUAAUAAUGAUACUAAUAAUAAUGAUAAAUCUACAAUAUUGAAAUUCAUUGAAUCUAUAUUUGAUAUUUUACAACUUAUUAUUACUAUUUUAUCAGCUAUAUGUUUAUGUAUUUUAUUAAUCAUUUAUAGUAAAACAAAAUCGAUAUAUCAAAAAUUAUCCAAUCAAUUAAUUAUGGGUUUAUCUUUAUCGAUUUUAUGUUUAUUAUUGAUUUAUUUAACAUUAUCAUUAAUUAUUGAACAAUUGAAUGUAUUCAAUCGUCAAUAUUGUGUUAUCAUAGCAUUUUUAAUACAUUAUUUCUUUUUAUGUAGUUUUAUAUGGAUGUUAAUAUUUGGUAUGAAUUUACUGAAUACAUUCGGUGGUAUUCAUACAUGUUUAUUAUGUAUUACAUAUAUUAAAUUAAAAAUAACAAAAUCAAAAGAAACUAUCAAUUCUAUAAAUCAUCAAUUUAUAUCAAAUGCUAUGCAUAGUAUGGUCAUUCAAUCAGCGAAACGUACUGGUCCCGAUUCAACGAAAAGUAUCGUCUUUUCUUCUUUACUAUCAACCAUAUUACCGUUCUGUUUUGUGAUACCGGCUAUUGUCAUCAAUGAGAAAACUUAUCCAAAUGAAUGUAUACAUGAACAGCAUGUUGCUAAAAUGUUGAAUAAUGAAGUAGAUGAAUCAAUAUGUACAAAAAGUCAAAAAAUAUUAAGUUAUUUGACACCAGGAUUUUGUCCACCAGAGGAUUGUAGAAGACCAUGGUUUACAAUAAAUGAAGCAUUUUUCUUAUGGUUUCUGGCGCCAACUACAGUUUUAUUAGCAUUCAACUGUCUUGUAUUGAUCAUUGUUGGAACUCACAUAUGGUUUCUCAGUCAAAAUGAAUUAAAUGUAUCAACAGGUAUGGGAAGUGAAUCAGGCACAAAUGAUUUUCCGAAACAAAGUAGAAAAAUGUUGAAAAUAUGUUUUAAUCUAUCCAUUAUUUUAGGAAUUGUAUGGAUAUUUCAAAUUUUAGCCAGUCUUUUACCUGAUGUUCCAUUAAUUGGACGUGCAGCUAGCUUAGUUAGUAGUGCUCAAGGAGCUGCUCUCACAUUUACAACUACUAGCAAUAUGAAAAGAAAAGCAAUGACAACAUGUGAAUGGACAAGUAUUUUCACGUUAAGUACCAGUAAUACAAGUGGUACUAAUCGAAAUUUUCGUAAUUGGAUUAGACCAGAAAAACUGAAAGCUACUUCAUCAGAUAAGCCUGACUCAAAUUUACAAUCUACAAAAUGCGACGAUAAUUAAUUUCCUUAUCAUAUUUAUCCGAUGACCAAAGUUUGAAAAUAUAAUUCAAUGUUAUUUAUCUACUUGUAAUUAUUCAGUAGCAUGAUACGACAGUAUCUCAUUUUGUGUGAUGUUUCACAUUUGCUUUCUUUUCUGUGCUAUAAUAAUUUGUGCGUAAAACAUAAUCAUUACAGUUCAUCAUAUUUUUUGCAGAACAGACAAUUGAAUUUCUGUUCUAUUAACAGGUGUUUCCAUUCAAUUAUAAUUUCAUAACAUUUACGAUUUUAUUUCCACACAAAAACCUUGUAUUACAGUUUUCAGGGUUUAAAAUUGCAAACUUACAUUUCUUUUG
Molecule: messenger RNA, 2519 nt
Organism: Schistosoma bovis
Lineage: Eukaryota; Metazoa; Platyhelminthes; Trematoda; Strigeidida; Schistosomatidae
Source: the annotation of a GenBank genome assembly